AUGGGGAUGAGAGGCGUGGCUAGUGGCGGCGGCGGCGGCGGUGGUGGUGGUGGCGGCUAUCGAAACCCUUGCCUCACCAUGCACCAGCCAUGGGCCUCGUUGCUGGUCCACGGGAUCAAGCGCGUCGAGGGCAGGUCUUGGCCUGCGCCUCUUGCUGGUAUUUUCUUUCCUUGUCGCCGACGAUGCUGUGGCGGGUGCUGAGAUGUGUUCUUUUUUGUUUUUUCAUACACGAUUUUCCUAAGAACCCCCCCCCUCUCAGAUUCCUUUCAUGGCGUGUAUUAUUAAUGUGCAGUUCCCGGAGAUAGUCAUUUUGCAUCAUAUAUAACGGAUUCCCUGGCUCGGACCGGAGAACCAAUGUCACUCGAUUAUUAUCAAACUGACAAAUUGACCACAAUUUACUUUAAAGCAUAUACCUUCUUUUUUCCUCGUCCACUCGCAGCAUGGUCACUGAUGAAUUUAUGGGUAAAUGAUAUCUAGUUGAGAGAGUCCUCCCUAGACUAAUGUUCUGUGUUUGUCGGGCUUUCAUGCGUUUGAAAAUUUGACCACAGUCAUCCAUUGUCUGGCCUUUUGGGAGACUAUCUCUGGAAGGGUUUUUUGAGGUUACAAAGCAUCACAAAUGCAUAGCUAUAGGAUGAGGAAUAUCGUGGUGCCUUUAGCUUACAUUUGUUGUGUGAGUCAAUGGGUCAUCCAGAUGUAUUCAUCUCAUCUGUUUUUCAGUCUUGUUGAAUCUUUGUUCCAUUUUUAGAUUGUAUCUAUCUGUAUCAAUGUAAUAUACUCCCAUUAUGGAUUCUUGGUGUGAACGAGUCCAUUGGGUAUUGGGGAUGUCAAUACUAGAUAGAUAUGUCAGAUACAGGAAAAACAAGGUUGGAGAGUGAAAGUUGCGGACGGUGACAAAUCUAAAGGUAGAUCUUGAAAUGUUUGAUGAUCAGUGGACACGGAACGGAAGAAUUUGUUCUGAUGAUGCAUUUAGAAAUGUGACCAUAUCGUAGACUUAUACUAGAACCUGUGGGGUGAGAAAAAGGAAGAAGAGUAUGUGAUUUCUUAUUUUGUUUAUGUGGUCCGUGACCUAGAGGUCAUUGGCAAGUCAUGAUGAUGGGUCUCCUUUUGUAUAUAUUAUAGGUCUAGGGCUUGUCAUAGCGACAGAUUGUAAGGAUGAUGAAAAUUUUCGUCCUGGUUGUUACUCAUGCUGGUUAUAAACCUUGAUUAUUUUUUCAGCAGAUUAUAUAAUUUUACGUCUUAUCCCUUUUGAAGGUCGCCUUUGGAUUCAUGCUGCUUCAAAGGUUCCAGAGCCCACCGCAAUUAAAGCAGUGGAGGACUUCUACAGAGAAAUAUAUGCAGUGAAUGGAAUAACUGAUUUGAAGUUCCCAGAACAUUAUCCUACUUCACGGCUAUUAGGUAUGUAUCUUUAUCGUGUUAUAAUUUCAGUUAUUAUUGACUGAUAUUUUGAAAUAAUUGUCAGGAAUAAGAGAUUACUUCUUUCCCUCAUACUAAGACAACAUGUACAUCUUAGUGAUUUUCGCAAAUGCACAAAUAAUACAACAGUUCACUUGUGUACUUCGUUGCAUCUCACUGAUUGUGGAAAAAUUUCCAAUCGUAUUUUGGUGACCUUAGUUUCUAUUUAUAAAUAUGUUUGUAUCUUCCAACGCGGGUAAGUGUUGAUUACAAAAACAAAGAUAUAUUUAUAACUUAUAAACUUCAUCCAAGAAGAUUUUAUGUUCUUUUCAUCUGUUUCUUCUUCUACCCCUUCUUUUGGGGGAGCCAAGGGUGUUGCUCUUAGAUUUUCGUUUAAUAUCAGUGGUUUUGCUAGUAAUUAUCGAUUCAUUACGAGAUGAGGUGGCUUGUUGAAACCUGAUACUCCUUAAAAUUGGUGCGUUGCCACUUUGUACUAAAAAUUUCAAGUUGCUUGUUUAAAAUUCUGAACCGUGCUUGGAAAUUGACGCUGAGACUGUUAUUUGUAGGUAAACCCCGUGCCAGAUUCAGUUCAGUUUGGCUUUGAAUCUGAAAAAGAGAUGACAGAACAGCGUUCAAAUUUUCUGUACACAUUAGUAUGCGAUGUUUUCUGAAAAUUUAAUCAAUUAUGGCGGGAAUAUGGUCGUGUAAUUAUUUUUUAGCGACCUGGCUCAGUCAAUUGGAAUGUCUAGCGUUAAGCCUAUUGGGUAGUUUAACUAUGAUCUUUUUAGGACAGUUCCCUCUUUUAUGUUUCUUGAAAGUGUAUUUGCCAGUGGAAAAUUCGAUAUUGGCUGGCAUCUUUUCCUCUUAAGCCGGCAAUCAGAUCCCCAAGAAGCCAGAAGAGUCCGUGGAGUCGGAAUGCGUGCAGAAUUUUAUUAACUGACAUAAUGAUGGCUUCCUCUUGUUAAGUAAAUUUCUACACCGUGUUUUUUGUGGUUUAAACUUAGUUUGCUCCACCUCGUUGAGGGCCUAUGUCAGACAAGGCAUUGGUCAGGAAACAAAACCAUAUCUUGAGUUGCUUAUUUGGCAUUGGCGUCCAAGUUAGACUGAAGACAAUGAUAAUAAAAUUGAUUAAGGUAUUUCUUUAGAAACUUACUGCCAACAAUCUAAGAUGCAGUAAUAAACAUCUGAUCAUAUUGUGCAAUUACCAUGUUCCGUAAGUUUUAUAAAACGUGCACAUUGAUUUUCUAUGAUGAAGAUAUUUUAGUUUAUUGUUUUAGGGUGUGUUGAAGUUGUUGGAUGCGUUAAACGUGAAGAAUUGAUACACUGGGAAGGGGUCCCUGAAUCUGUCGGUAUUUGAUUAUGUUUCAUAUUGAAGUUAUUUAAUGGACACUGAUAUCAAUCAGUAAUCUUUCUUUGAGCAGGUCAGACUUGAAGGGCAAACAGAUUUUUGCUGGCUUUGUGAACAACCACAAGUAUGUCUAUCUUCCUGUGUAUUUUCUAUUCGCCAAGGACUUGUGUGCCGAAAUGAUUUUAUUUUCCUAAUUUUUCGAGAAUUUUUAGGGAGUUGAAUUCUAUUGUUUCGAGCACGUUUCGAUUGGAUAACCCCACCCGCCCACCUUUUUUCGAACGAUGCAGAAACUACUUGUUCCUUUUGAAAUGAGAGGAUAUCAAGGUGUUUACAAUUUGGAAAGAAAGGUACCCAGACCUGAUCUUUAUCUUUCAUGCUGAGUCCACUCUUGUCUCUAGUCAUGCUGUGGUUUUGUUUCGUUCUCCCUCGACCAUGUUCCAGAUCUUCGAGGCAGCUGUCAGAGGUCUUCGUCCGGUCAACCCCCCUCAGCCCAUAAAGUUUCCCCGACCAGACCCCCACGAUCAAUUUUCUUCAAAGCCUGGGUCGAUUAUUGCAGACCGCCAUAGAAUUACAGGACCUCCUGUUGGGAAAACGGCCACUCCCAAUGCAGCAGUUGGUGGCAUGCAAGUUGCAGCUACCCAGAUGUCGAAGAGGAACCAAAGUAAGGAUGCCGUGACACAGAGAAAUCAUUCGAUCCAGAAGAACAAUCGGUUUGAGCUUGAAGAAGCAAGAAAGUCAGCGAGCGUGCCUCAUAGAGAUGAUCCAGGGACGGCCGGUUCUUCAAACAGAAAAAUCUGA
Messenger RNA from Spirodela intermedia, 3538 nucleotides. The record is from the annotation of a GenBank genome assembly. Lineage: Eukaryota; Viridiplantae; Streptophyta; Magnoliopsida; Alismatales; Araceae.